UCGUGCUAAAAACCCUAACCCUAAAUCCGGACGUGGGAGUAAACCCUAACCCUAAUAUGGCCGCAGGAGAUUAGUUUUCGUUCAAUUGUCCAAUACGUAUCGGAGUUUUAUCUAGGGUUUAUGUGGCUCUACUUCAGUGGAAGAUCUUCUUAUUGCCUUAUGAUAAUCUAGGAUUUUACUGGAGAUCUUCCAGGUAUGGCGUUUACCUUAUACCUGUUGCUCCACUAGUUUGUUUGGUGUUAUGGCCGGUCACAGAAACUAUAGCAGUAAACGCUCCCACUCCCAGGCAGACUCUAUGGCGAAUUUUGACAAUGGAAGCAAGCGAAGAAACCCAGGAGAGGAAAGAGAACAAUAUGCCCCUGGACCGGAAGAUACUGUCUAUCGAUACUUGUGUCCUGCAAAAAAGAUUGGGAGUAUAAUAGGCAAGGGUGGAGAAAUAGUGAAGACUUUAAGGGCAGAAAGCCAAUCUAAAAUAAGGAUUGGUGAAACCAUACAUGGUUGUGAGGAGCGCAUCGUGACCAUUUUCAGUUCCCGCAUGCGAAACCAAGCAACUUAUGAUGAGAGUGGUUUGGAGUUCAUGUGUUCAGCUCAAGAUGCACUAUUCCGGGUGCAUGACCGCCUUCUUGCUGAUGAGACACCCGGUGAGGAGGGUGAUGAUACGAAUUCCCAGAAUGUCACUGCUCGUUUACUUGUUCCCGCAGAUCAAAUUGGGUGCAUAAUUGGGAAAGGAGGACAGAUUAUUCAGAACAUGCGAUCUGAAACUGGGGCCCACAUUCGCAUUCUGAAGAAUGAGCAGCUGCCUCUUUGUGCUAUGGCGUCAGAUGAACUUCUUCAGAUAUCAGGGGAUGCCUCAGUUGUUAGGAAAGCUCUAUAUCAAGUUUCUUCUCGUCUACAUGAGAACCCUUCAAGAUCUCAAGGAAUGCUCUCCUCGGGGCCAAUGAUUCCACCUGGUGGUCAGUUCUUUGGUCCAAACUCUGGUGCCUCAUACUAUGGGGGAUAUAAAGGUGAUGUUGGUGGUGAUUGGGCAGUUGGGCCUUCACAACAUCUCUAUUCUGGUGCUAGAGAUGACUCAUCCGCGAAAGAAUUUGGGCUUCGCUUGGUUUGCCCUUCUAGCCACAUUGGUGGAGUCAUUGGCAAGGGGGGUGUAAUCAUUAAACAAAUCAGGCAAGAAUCUGGUGCAUUUAUCAAGGUUGAAAGUAACAAUGCGGAAGGUGAUGACUGUGUGAUAGCUGUUUCCGCAAAGGAGUAUUUUGAUGAUCCUUUCUCUCCGACCAUUGAUGCGGCAGUUCGUUUACAACCGAAGUGUAGUGAGAAGACUGAAAGGGAAUCUGGAGAACCAUCAUUUACUACUCGCUUACUUGUUCCAUCAUCGCGUAUUGGGUGCCUUAUUGGAAAGGGUGGAUCCAUAAUUUCUGAAAUGAGGAAGAUGACAAGAGCAAACAUACGCAUAUUUUCAAAGGAAAAUCUACCAAAAGUUGCCAGUGAGGAUGAUGAAAUGGUCCAGAUCAGUGGAGAGCUUGAUGUUGCUAGGAAUGCUCUCAUUCAAGUGGCAACACGAUUAAAGGCUAACUUUUUUGAGAGGGAGGGUUCUUUUCCAGUGUUUCCGUCAUCUCUUCCUUACCUUCCGAUGUCAGCGGAUGUAUCAGCAAAACCAGGUGGGAGGGGUUAUUCUUAUUCAGGAACAGGACUAUAUGGUGCCUCUGGUGAUGUUACUUCUGAUAGUUACGGGAAUUAUGCUAGUGGGCAGAGUGGAAGUAGUGGUGGUUAUGGAUCAUAUGGAGGCUACACAUCAGGGCGUUCUGGUAGUGGGCCUCCUGGGAGAGAACUGCAAAUUGGGCACCGGCUCUUUACAAUGGUUUAAAAAUUUUCAUGGUAAGAAAUUUAGGGUCUUUUGGAAGGCGAUUCGUUGAAGGUCAUAAGAAAUUUAGGGUCUUUUGGAAGGCGAUUCGGUGAAGGUCAUAAAGUGACGCAAUAUGGAGUAAAAAUCACCUUGGGUAUUUUGUUACAAAUUUGGGACUUGUUUAGCCUCUUGUUUUUUGGUGCGCAUCUUCCGUGAGGCCAAUGUAUUAGCAGAUUUCCAUGCCAACGGAGGUUUUGGCGGUACUGUUUUAACUGAGACUUUGGUCUCGGACUGUGUGAUUUUCCUUUUAAUCUUUGAUUAAUAGUGCUUUGAUACUAGCACUGCCAAUUUUUUUAAAAAACAUUUGAAACUAAUACUGCCAAUUGUUUUUAAAAGGAUUAUUAUUUGUAUUUUUUAGAAGUUAUCUAUUUUUUUAUAUAUCUCAUCAAUUAAUUUUUUGGAGGUGUUUUAUUGUGCCACGUGUUGCGGGAAUCUUGUAUUUCUUGAUGGAGCAUCCGAAUAUCCGUGUUAGGUUUUUUUUUUUUUAUAUUUGUUCUGGGGUUCUUGUAUACUUGCCAUUGUUUCUGAGUCUGAAAUCUCCAAUUUAGACAUGUAUGGCCGGGGUUGAGAAUAUAUGUUCCAAGAUGACACUUUUAAGGAUGCAUGGGGUGUCAUUUCUUCGUUCAAGCUUAUAACUAAUUUCCCGUCACCUGUCAGUAGCACACCUUUGGCCGAGGCGUGAAGCAUGGCAUUCUGACUCUGAACCACUUUGGGUUGGGAGGCUGGGGAUACUGUUAUCUAGAAACCUUUAAUUUCCCAAGAAUUUCACUUUUUGUAAAAUUUUCGUAACUGCAUCCCAAGCCCACUCAGUGUUCGUUCCAAGUCUAACCAGGUGAAUCAGACUCCAACACUUGGUGAUUGAUGCUGCCAUCGUAACUUUUUUAUGACUGCUCGUAGAUUUUGCAAUUCACGAGGGCACUUUGUGGAGGUUGAGACUACUGUUUAUACAACUACUUUUAUCCCGGUGGAAGUGUGCGGUCUGUAUAUGGCCAAGGCUCUAAGUUGUCAAAUUGGAGCUCACCUUCAAUAAGUAUGAGAAAUGUGGUUUGAAUUUU
Messenger RNA from Amborella trichopoda, 2955 nucleotides. RefSeq names its product KH domain-containing protein At4g18375. Gene Ontology annotation, molecular function: RNA binding. Lineage: Eukaryota; Viridiplantae; Streptophyta; Magnoliopsida; Amborellales; Amborellaceae. The record is from RefSeq and is a predicted model, not a curated record.